Oryza sativa Japonica Group (Japanese rice) is the source of this 749-nucleotide messenger RNA. RefSeq names its product biogenesis of lysosome-related organelles complex 1 subunit 2. The record is from RefSeq and is a predicted model, not a curated record. NCBI's taxonomy places the organism in Eukaryota, Viridiplantae, Streptophyta, Magnoliopsida, Poales, Poaceae.
AAGCCUACUCACGCCUUAGUCCCAAAUCCCAAUCUCCGAUCCCGAGCACUCGACACCGCCGCCGCCGCCGCGACGACGGCGGAGCUCCGAUCCGAGGAGGAGGAGGAAGGGUGGGCCACAGGGGACCGCCGGCGAUGUCGGCCGCGGCGUCGGGGGAGCGAGACGAGCUCGCGGAUUCGCUCGCGGAGCUCUUCACCAACGUCUCCCUCAUGGUCCGCGGCGAGCUCCAGGGGACUAACAGCCAGCUUUCUCUACUUGAGAAAAUGAAUCGACGUGUAGCAGAGGAAUACAAUAACUAUGGAGAUGUUGCAUCCGGCCUGCGGGUUUUCGUAGAACAACUGAAUGAGAAAAACCAAAGCUUUGGUGAGUAUGUAUCGCAGAUUGAUGCGAUAGACCAGCAGGUGACCGAGUUUGAGGCAGUGGUGUCCAUGCUUGAUAAGCAUGUUUCCCUCUUGGAAAAGAAAGUAAAGUCCGCAUAUAACAUUGCUCCUACCCAAUGAAUAAUCGUUCCUCUCUGUAUGUUUCAUUUUAAUUUUUGUCAUAUGAGCUUAUCUAAGCGAGGUAGAAACCAAACCUGUGGAUGAGAAUUUGAUGCCCGUUAUCUCUGAUGUUUCCAACACAUGUAUAGUAGCAUGGUGCUAGCCAAGUUGUGAUGUUUCAGGCAUUUUGUUGCUAGUUGCUACAGCAUCGACAAAUGACAAAUUGCCACAGUGUAAGAUUUGUUCUCAUUGCCCUAUUUGUUGUGAUCA